This is a messenger RNA of Neurospora tetrasperma FGSC 2508, 2441 nucleotides long. RefSeq lists its product as uncharacterized. Gene Ontology annotation, molecular function: DNA binding; DNA-binding transcription factor activity. Gene Ontology annotation, cellular component: nuclear chromosome. Bases 199 to 2244 code for a protein of 681 amino acids. Gene Ontology annotation, biological process: positive regulation of transcription by RNA polymerase II; meiotic cell cycle. The transcript is spliced from 3 exons. Lineage: Eukaryota; Fungi; Ascomycota; Sordariomycetes; Sordariales; Sordariaceae. The record is from RefSeq and is a predicted model, not a curated record.
UCUUAUUCCUAAAUCAACCCAGACGGCGUCUCUUUCGAUCUCUCCUCCAAACAUCUUUGGUGCUCUACUCUUUCGCCCCACAACGCACGAGGAGGAGUAAAGACUACUAGGCAGAACUAUCCUCCAACCUAAGCGACUCGAAGGGGUUUUUCUGUGAAGGAAACCUUCGAGCAAUCUUUGGAGGAGUGACAGCUGCCCAUGUCAGCGACAGCAACAUACACGGUCAGUAUGGCAGAGUUGAGAGCUGAGACUCAGCACGGAGGCAUCUGGCCCAACUACGGGAAUCCGGUACAGAUGAAUACUGGUCGGUACAACACUCAAGAGUCUUCGGUACCAGUAGGAUCGGCGGCUUCUUCACAUCUUGUACGCCCUCGCAGUCGUCAGCACACGAUGGACUAUCACAACGCACCAUACCAUCAUGGACGGCCUGCCCAGGAGGAUGGCGAUGGCUACGAUAGAUAUCCACACCCUUCGUUGAUGAACAUCCCCAGCAUCACCACCGGCAUGAAGCGCAGCUACUCCCAGGUCGACCAAACUCCCUAUACGGAAAUGGUCCAAGAUCUCCGCGAUGACUACAAGCCGGCCAUGAAUCACGACCAGAAGCUACUCUCGUUCAAGAAGGUUGGCGACAAACAUACCAUCGUCGACCACAAAGGGCGGAUUCACGAAAUCGAAAUCGAAGCUCAACUUCACGGCAUGUUCUUUCUGUCGGAGUUUCCCUCGCCUGGCGACGGCAAUGUCUUGAACGCCGAGUUGACCUGCUACCGCCGCAACCUGUUUCAAAUCAGCGGCAAUAUCUGCUUUCCUCAAAUACCGUUGUCUGUCAUGCUAGAAACGGGCGAGACCAGCCAGAUCAAGAACAUGGAAGUCACUAUCUCGGCAAUCGAAUCUGUCGACGGCCACCCUGUGCGCCUAAUCGUCAUUCCCUGGAAGACGCCCCCACCCAACUCACCAGAAGUCAACCAAGCUCCCGAUCAAGAACCUCCAUCACUUCCUCUGAUUCCCUGGUCCGAAGAGGAGGAAGACAAUGGCGGGGAUCACUACGCUAUCUAUCCUAUCGGGUGGCGUCGACUCCAAUUUAGGAUCGCAACGGCCAACAACGGUAGACGGAAGGAACUACAGCAACACUUCGUCCUACACUUGAAGCUCCAUGGAACCCUGGCGAAUGGUACGAAACUUGUGCUUUCGGAGCUUACCACUGCGCCGAUUGUUGUCCGAGGAAGAAGCCCGCGGAAUUUCCAAGCGAGAAAGGAGAUCCCGCUGUUGGGAUCUAGCGCUGGUUCAAGAGGACAGACACUCGUGGAAACCGGUCACUCAAUUGUUGCGCAAGCUGUCGCGCUUAACAAGCCUCCUUAUGAUUCGAGACCCCGUGUCUCGAGCAUGGAUUUGCCCAGAACAGCGUUCACGUUCACGUCUGCGAAGCAGAUGCCCCAGAGUCCUAUGCAAAUGCGUUCGAACAGUUCUUACCCUACAAGUUGGAACCCAUCUAGUCAGGUGUCGAUGCCACACAACCCAGGAUCGACCUCUUACCCGACAACAUCGAUGGCCGGCCCCGAGCCCUAUCCUAAAAUGCCCCUUUCUGGAGCGCCCAGCUACACGGCCGAGCCCCAAGAGAUGCCUAUCCAGCAGACCUCCAUGCCUUCUAUGCAACUCUCUAUGGUAGCCCAAGACCAACAACCGUCGGCCCCCAUCCGAACACAAUACGCAACUUACGCAUCGGCACCUCCGCCGCAUCUUUCGCUGCCGAGCACAGCGGACAGCUCGCUUAACGUGCCGCGCUAUGUGGACAGCAAUCCCCGUCCUUCAAAGAGCCCUCGCCACGGUAGCCAUGGCUCACUCACUAACGAGACGGCCUCGGGCGAGUAUCGCUAUGGCCCCCCUUCGUACCUUGGCAACAGCUCAAGUGAUAUAAGUCCCCAAUCGCAACAUCAUCCGCCUACGUCAGGUGCAGGAGCAGGCGGGGCGUCGUCGGGCGCUUACGGAACACCAUCUCAAGAAGGAGGUGCCUCUGCCCCAGCGUCUGCGCCUACGAGUGCGGCUCCGCCGCGGGAUUACUUCCCCUCAUCUCAGUCCUGGACCAGCACUGCCGGUGAGGGGCAGACUUCAUCGUACACGAACGGAGGUGACAGGUCCUAUUCCUUUCCUACAGGUGUGAAAACGGAGCCGCACUCGCAGCCUUCGCACUCGGGUGCACCAGUGCCAGGCGUGUAUGGCAACAACCACUAUGCAUGGAACGCCACGUAAAAAGAGGAAACGAAGUUUGGAUCCACGACUGAAAUACCAGGCUCCUAGUUGCUUUUAGGCUGAUGAUAACGAGGAGAUUAAGGCGUCAUAAAUGGUAAUUGUUGCUUGGAAAUCAAGGCUCAAAAAGGGGCGUGCGGUCAAACAGUGGUGGAUAUUGGUGUCUCAAUCCCAUUCAUGAUGGGCUAAUCAACGACACU